CCCUGCUCCACCCUCGAAGCCCUUCUGAUCGCUGCAUAUACCUGCCUAGACUUCGACCUCACUUCCACAGCCGCCUGCGAUCUGCGCACGGCGUCUUUUGAGCCUUGCACGUCAUUGACCCAGUUUGAAGCGGCAAGAACCCCCUCGCACGACAGCACCCACGACAACAAGCGACACCCAUCUGCAGAACAACGCCAGCCCCCGCAUACCCAACAUGGAUACCAAUAUGGAGGAUGUCAAGAUUUCCGAGCCUAUGCAGAUGUCGUCAGUUCCGCUCACCGAGCCCGCAUCAAUUCCGACGCUGGACGGCUGGAUUGAGGGUCUCAUGAACUGCAAACAGUUGGCGGAGAGUGACGUGCAGAGACUUUGCGAUAAGGCUCGUGAGGUUCUUCAGGAGGAGUCAAACGUGCAGCCAGUCAAAUGCCCUGUCACGGUGUGCGGUGAUAUCCAUGGCCAGUUUCACGAUUUGAUGGAGCUGUUCAAGAUCGGUGGCCCCAAUCCCGAUACCAACUAUCUGUUCAUGGGAGACUACGUCGACCGAGGCUAUUUCUCCGUCGAGACCGUGACCCUCCUCGUUGCACUCAAGAUUCGAUACCCCCAGCGCAUCACGAUCCUGCGUGGUAACCACGAGUCGCGACAAAUCACUCAAGUGUAUGGCUUCUACGACGAGUGCUUGCGAAAGUACGGCAACGCCAAUGUCUGGAAAUACUUCACGGAUCUCUUCGAUUAUCUGCCGCUCACCGCUUUGAUCGACAAUCAGAUCUUCUGCCUCCACGGUGGGCUGUCUCCCAGCAUCGACACCCUCGACAACAUCCGCGCUCUUGAUCGGAUACAAGAGGUGCCGCACGAGGGACCAAUGUGCGAUCUCCUCUGGUCGGACCCGGACGACAGGUGCGGCUGGGGCAUAUCUCCCCGAGGUGCUGGAUACACCUUUGGCCAGGACAUCUCCGAGGCCUUCAACCACAACAACGGCCUAACCCUCGUAGCAAGGGCACAUCAGCUUGUCAUGGAAGGGUACAAUUGGUCUCAGGAUAGGAACGUGGUAACGAUAUUCUCUGCGCCAAACUACUGCUACAGGUGCGGCAACCAGGCGGCUAUUAUGGAGAUUGACGAGCAUCUGAAGUAUACCUUCUUGCAGUUCGACCCGUGCCCGCGAGCUGGUGAGCCUAUGGUGUCUCGCAGGACUCCGGACUACUUCCUUUAAAGUGGCGCCGUACCUCAUGUUUCUUAAAACAGCAUCAUAGAAGGGAAUUGCAUUAGUCUAUUCCAAUAAUUGCAGGGCGCAGCUUCGUUAGUAAUGACUUCUAGCGUCGUGAAGCCUGGAGGGAGGCGGCCAGCCUUGAAGUGCCCUGGGCACAACCACAGGGUGGAUAAGGGCGAAUUGCGGCGACUCACAGAAUCUGAUAGCGUUUGGUGGGUGCCUUCAGUAUGACAGGUGAUAUACGACAAAGGAAACACAUUUGAGAAAGGCCCUCUUGAUGUAAAGUGACUAUGACACGCAGACAAAAUCUAUCAAA
Molecule: messenger RNA, 1517 nt
Organism: Trematosphaeria pertusa
Lineage: Eukaryota; Fungi; Ascomycota; Dothideomycetes; Pleosporales; Trematosphaeriaceae
Product: serine/threonine protein phosphatase-like protein 2A catalytic subunit
Exons: 6
Coding region: 215-1204 (329 amino acids)
Biological process (GO): mitotic cell cycle; peptidyl-serine dephosphorylation
Cellular component (GO): cytosol
Molecular function (GO): protein serine/threonine phosphatase activity
Source: RefSeq, a predicted model, not a curated record